CGCGUCGUAUCGCUUGCGUUUGUCUAUUCACUUUUGUUUUCUGUGACCUUGAACGUCCUACUUACGGUAUCAAAAAGUGUGUUGAAAUUUGCACUUAAUGAUUGCAUAGUUAUGCCUAUAAUUUUAAUGAUAUUUAUUCAGUAUCAUUAAAAUGUCGUUAGAGAAUCAUUGAAGGUGCAUGCUUGAGUAGUCAUCGGCUUGUAACCGAAUUAUAUUCGUUCUGAAUCAUUAAUACAAGCUUAUCAUUACGAAACCCUCCAACUGGGGCUACGCUUGUUGGGCAUGGUCAGUAUUAAUUAAGCGAUCAACUAAGGCCGUUGUGUUUAAAAAUAGAGUAGGACAUUUUCAUACUUACGAAUUAGGAAAAAGACAGUUGAACAACAAUUAUGGAACUAAUUAAGGUAUUCUAUGUGUGGACGUGUGUUACCUUUCUGGUGUUGCACUGUGUUCUAGAAAGUUCUAGUGAACAAACACCAUUUGAAUUGCCUGUGCAAUUAGUUGGGUUUCCAUUCAUUAUAAUGGCGGUGCGGGUGACUAACUUUAUCAAGAAACUUUCGUAUGCAUUAAGUCCAGCGACAUACAGAUCACGUGCUCGCCGGGAACUUAUCUACACGGAUCAGAGUAUGGAGUCGCUAGACGCUCGGGAGGUGGAGAAGUACAUCGUAGCAGAGUUCGGAGCCAAGGCCUGCGUAUUCGAAAGGGUGUGCUCGCAUUAUGCCGCCAAUGCAAGAGUGCAGCCAAGACAGCAGCUCAACUGGGCUGAUGUGUUCAAACAGUACCGUCAGUCACAGGACCAAGCGAAGGAGUUGUUUUUACUAAGCGUGUUCCUUGGAGAUAUAGUGGGAUCCCCACACCUCUGCCACCAGCUAGGAAAGCGGAGGCCGUGCGAUGAAACACUACUGGCAUCUAUUGAGUCAUAGCUUUAAUAAUAUAACCAAUUGUAUUGAAAUGGUUAAAUAAAAAAUAUAAAAACUAGUACAUUGCCGCGAAUGUAAAAACCGAUGCGAAAGCUUCUACUGCUUUUGCGGCAAUGUAUUUUAAUGUGUGGAAAAUGAUUACACAAGAGAACCCAUGGAGGGUAUGGUUCGUUCUAGCGAACCAUGAUGUAGCUAGGCUUACAGCUUUAUUUAUUCAGCCAAAACCAGUAAAGCAAUGUUUGCAUUACAUUUUCGCUUCGUUUUUGUGAUUAUCUCAUUACAUUUCGGUUCAUUUCCACUAAAGCUUAAUCAUAAGGAAUACGAAAUGAACUGAAUUCUCGGAAUGGAUAGAAGAGGAUCAUUUUCUUAUCGAUUGGUGAUAUCCGAAAUAUCCUUCUUGUAAUAUGUAAUAAUCUUAAACAAUUUUUACUGGUCAUUGGUUGGUUUAUCAGCGUAAUCAUUUUCAAGAACCAUUUCAAUGCAACCGUGACGAAUAAUUAUAAAAAAAAAUAGUUUAAGUUCUUAUUAGGUGUGUGGAUUGUGACAUUGUAAAUUAAUAUUCAAGGAUAAUUUUAGAAAUAAGAUUUUA
Molecule: messenger RNA, 1506 nt
Organism: Papilio machaon (common yellow swallowtail)
Lineage: Eukaryota; Metazoa; Arthropoda; Insecta; Lepidoptera; Papilionidae
Exons: 3
Coding region: 387-920 (177 amino acids)
Source: RefSeq, a predicted model, not a curated record